CUCAAUGUGGGUAAGAAUGAUAUGUUGACCUUCUACGAUGGUGAUGACCUGACAGCAAACACCCUGGGUCAGUACAGUGGCACCAGAUCUCGCUUCAAGCUCUACACCUCCAUGGCUGAUGUCACCAUCCAGUUCCAGUCGGACCCUGCUACUAACAUCUACGGCUACGGCAAUGGCUUCGUGGUCCACUUCUUUGGUGAGGCAUUACUAAGCUACUGUUUAGUUGUACCUGCACACUGUUUUCUGAGAAAUUCUUUAAUGGAAGAAUUCUUGGAAGAUGGCUUGAUAGAAAACAAUAAAACCUCUAUUCUCCAAAAUGGCUCUGGAAAAAUUGUCCAUACAGUACACGGAACACAGUGUUCUCUUUUUUUGUAGACUAUCACAUGCAAAGAAUGAUAAUAACUUUUUCUUGGCUGAAAAUAGAUCCUCUAACAAGAGGCUGCUGGUAGCAACCAGUGAGAGAGGGAGAUGAAUACUACAUAGAAGGUAAUACUGUGCAGAGAAGACAGCAGGACACAAGAUGAGAAGCAGGAUUGUACAGUAUCUGCUGUCCUCUCCCUCUGAACAGCCACCGGUGCAUACGAUUAUUGGACAUCAAACACAAAAACACAAUUAUGUGGCGCGCUUUGUCCACAUCAGCUGUAUUUGCCGCGUGCUGCACCCCCGGCCAUGUGUGCCAUAGUGAAAGAAGAAAAGGGCAGAACGGACGGUGCCAAACCACCCACUGCCCUCCCCUGGCUGACACACAUAGUGCAGUGUGCAAUCACUGCAAAUUGAUGACAUUCUCUUCACACACCAGAGCCUAAUUCACAUGCAAAACGCACCACAGGAUUCCCUGUGCCUGUCACUGCUGUGCUGCUGAACUCAAUUGUCAUUUAUCUGUUUUUAUCAACCACACACAUCAGUACAGUCAUAGCAUUUGGGCUUUACUUGCUGUGGAAAAAUCAACCUGUUUCUAGAUUUGAUGAGUCUAUAUUAUUAGAGCAAUCUCUUGUUCAGAUUAAUGAGGGACAUUUUUGACAAGGAUAACAUCUCAACAUACCCUGUUCAUUCUAUCUAUGUCUCUCUUAAUAUCCCCUCCUUCCUCUCCACCUCUAAAUCCCUCCAUCCUGCCCUGGCUCUUCGCUCACAGAGGUCCCCAGGAACGAUACAUGCUCUGAGCUGCCAGAGAUCACCAACGGCUGGAAGAGCACCUCCCACCCGGACCUGAUUCACGGGACAGUGGUCACCUACCAGUGUUACCCAGGUUACGAGGUGCAGGGCUCGGAGAUCCUAAUGUGCCAGUGGGACCUGAUGUGGAGCGGAGAUGUGCCCAGCUGUGAGAAAGGUGAGCUGGGAAAUAAGAUGCUCCCAGAGUGGAACUAACCAUGAUUCUCUGCCUGCUUACAAACAAUAGCCUUUAGAAGAUAAGAGACAGGAUUGUACCAGUAGGUCUAAUUAUUUUCUGUUUAGUAUUUUUUAAUCUCAUUUGGAUAGACAACAGACCAGAGACAAUUGGGUCAAACAGAGAUAGUAAAAGCCUGGAUUCAACGAGUUCCUAGAAUAACUGUUCAUGCAAGUCAGAGUCACUUUUACACCCUGCUGGUCACUGCUGCUUUGAGUGACUUCUGAGCAAAAUGGUGUCACAAGUGUCAUGUUGUAUCAGUCUGCUGUGUUAAAGCAGCAAACCUGCAGCCAUCAUCUAGAAACACAGUAGUACAUACAUAACCCCAUUUCUGCAUUAAAUAGCUUAGUAAUAGCAUUACCUGGAUAAUCUCCAGAUUAGAUAUCAACACUUCCUACAAAUGAUAAACUGUGUUAUCAAACCCAGAGCAAAAUGCAAUGUCAGGCUACACAUUUGUUGUAUCACAUGGCAUUACAGCCACUGCUACACCAAAGCAAUAGUCAUGCCACAUCUAAUCAGACAUUUUAAGUGAGAACAUAAUUUUAUUAAUGGAAUUAUUUAAAGCACUAGUGUGAAUUUAAUUGCUGUCUGAAAUCUGUUGCUGAAGUGUGGGUCUACUGAGCAACAUAAAACUCAAAUGGUUUAACUGCCACCUGCAGGUGAGAGAACAUGUUGCAUACAGCUCAUCAAGACUUGAAUGAGAUCUGAAAAUGUCAUCACACUAGGGUUCAUAGCCACUGGAAUUAGUUUGGGGGGGGGGGGGAUAAGCUUUUGCCUGCGCUAUAUUGGUCCGCUAAUACAGGACUAUUAAAGGUCCAGUGCACUACUUUUCUGAUAUUUAUUUUACUUUAUUUUUUCUUCUUCUGGUUUUUCAGGGGGUGCUGCAGCACGCACAGCACCCCUACUUCCCAGGGCUAUGAUAGGGUUGAAUAUUUUCCCAGUAUUUUACAAAUGUUUCAUCCCGAGAAUAAAUCACUUUUCUCCCAGUAACCUGGUAUUUCCCACCAAAACUGGAAGUUUCAUUCAAAAGCAUUAGAAAGUAUAUAAAUAUGUCUGGAUUUGAUUAGAGCUUUGAUCAGCAUGACAAUUCUAACCUGAUGCUACCUGAGCCUGAUGAGCCAUUUAUUAAAUACAUUUUAUGAGCCCUACAUUAACGACAUUUAACGAGCCCAAGCCCAAAAAAGCCCAAAUGAUUGUGCCAUUAUCCAACACAUAUAUGAUAUAGGCUACUGCACAUUAUGCACAACAGAAAAACAUAAAAGCCCAUAGAUGUAGCUAGCUAUAUGCUCUCUUGGGUAAAUAAAUGAAAGCAGAAGAGAACAUGCGUUUCUGGUGCACCACAUGCGGCCUACAAAGUUACAAGUAUAGGCUAGCAAAUUUGAUUCAAUUUAUUUAAUACAAUAACGCCUAUUUGUAUAAUUAGUAGGCUGACGCAUAUAUAUACCUUUCAUAAUAUUUCCCCUAAUGUUAUUAGCCUACCUCCUCUUUCUCUCUCUAUUGUUGCUUCAUUCAUUCCUCGCUUUCAACAGCUAAAUGAAAUACGUUUUGUUGUCCUUAUCUUCAUCAUUCUAAUGAUAUCCUUGAAUAACAUAGGAGUAGAAUUAGAUACAGAAGGCUUUCACUUCUCUUCAUGAAGAUUGAAUGGUUAUGGGUCUGAAUAAAGAACUGCUAUAGCCUACCGCCAUCACGCGUUCAAACUACCUGUGAGUUCUAUUCGGCUGCUGUAUUUAACAUUCAGCAAAAAGAGCUUGAGUCCCUCUUCGAAUAGUCUAUUGCUAUAAGAAAUGCACACAACAACAAAAAAGUCCAGCAUCUAUUCUAGUCUAGCUUUCCCUGCAUGGGACUCCAAGAGCUAAUGAGCGUUUUUAAGGAGAGGCCAGCGGGGCAUAGGUGCUUGCAGUCGGAUAAACACUCCAAACAGCCUACCCGACCGCUCGGAAGCGUCCACAUGGUCCUAAAGCACACCGUUGCCUCGAUUUGUAUCACAUUCCAAUGAUAAAACUGGAGGGGACACAAAUGCAAUUUCAGUGAAAGUUGCACUGCUGGGUGCUUGCAUAUUGUGCAAGAGACAGAUGCUAUAAUUUAGAAGCUUAUUAUACAUACCCCAUAAUUAAUUAGCUAAAUAUUAGGCUAAUACUGCAUUGAAUGUAUUACCUGAAAGAGGUAGGCUAGGACAUCUAUAUAUAGGCCUAUAUAUCAAUCUAGAACAGGAUUAUCUAUUUUGGAUGCAAUUUGAAUGGAGUUGAUGGAGAGAAAGAAAGACUGAAAGAGUGCUCACGCAUGCACUGAUUUAAAGCAACGAUAUUCGAGUGACAGGCUGUUUGAAAACUCUGCAGCUGCAAUAAAAAAUAAAAAAAACAUAUCUUUACAAUUAAAAAAUAAGGUGACCCCCGAAAGCCAGAUGGAAAUAGGUAAAUUAGACGCGCAUUCAGUCUUUAUAUUACUGUAGCAUAGACUAUGCUGCAGCAAAUGCAGGCCUACCUGUUACAAGAAAAAAAGUUACCAUGAUGAGAUGAUAGGUCUACAUGCAUUAAGAACUGCACUUCAUACUGAGAUGGGCUGUCUGUCCCCACCCUGAGCGUUGAUGAUUCAUCAUGCAGAGGCCAUAGAGAAGUCAGAUUUAGACAUCGCAUAUAAUUUAAAAGUUAAAUUUCACGCCAUGCUGUUCAUAUAAAUAAUGUAUUAUAUUUACCGGUUUCUCAUAGUUAUUUAUCCCGGGAAAAGGGAGUGGUUUUGGGCAGUAAAUCCCAGUAAAUCUUGGUAAUUGGGUUCCCGCCAUUCAACCCUACAUCAUACUAAGGAAUAUUAAAAUGUUAUUUUAUAUUUAAAUACAGUCAAUUACAGAUGAAAACCACAGUUAAAAGAACCACCGUUUUUUAUGGGGUCCUUCUUGUUUUGUAGCACAUUUCAACCCCAUCCUCCAGUGUGUAAUUACUGGUAGCAGUCAGAGGGAGCCAUGUUCUUGGUCUCUGUGUGUUUAGUGACAUCGAUCCAUCUGCACAUCUCUGAUUCAUAUGUUACAGGCCACGGCAGAUCCAGUGCUUUUCUCUGUGUGUGGAGGUCCCCUGGGCUGUGGACUGCUAUGCCUGGAUAGCUUCAAUAUCCAGCCCUGUUCUUUUUAAUGACCUAGAUAGAUGGCUGACAUUGGAUUAGAAGGCUCUGGGUGUCAUCUACUGGGUUAUUGUAUGAGAAUGGGCCUUUAUUGAGGGAAUCACUGAGGAUAAGAUGUGGUGUGACUUGACUAAUAAUGAUGAUCGUGAAUGUACUGUAUGGUAGUGGUUAUGCAUUGGAGUGGUUAUCAAUUUGCCUGUGUUUUCCGCCUGUGUGUGUGUGUGUCUGUGUGUGGUGAUCAGUGAUGACGUGUCCGGACCCGGGGAACGUGGAGCACAGUCGGAGGGUGUUGACGGGAUCACGCUUCAUGGUGGGAUCGACGGUGCAGUAUGUGUGUAAUAAGGGAUACUCCCUGUCUGGAAGCACACUGCUCACCUGCUACAACAGAGACACAGCCAACCCCAAGUGGAGCGAGAGGCUGCCCAAGUGUAACCGUAAGUCAGGAAACUGUAUCUGAGCAAAUACACACGCAAACAUACACACACACACACAGUGUUGUUUAUUUUAUUCAACCAGGAUAGUCGUCCUCCUCUCUAACAAUCGGCACUAUUUUUCAAUAGUCCACAGUAUGUCACGAUCGUUCAUUAACGAGAAGGACCAAGGCGCAGCGUGAUAUGUAUUCAUAUUUAUUCACGUACUGAACACACGACAAAACAACAAACGAAACGUGAAGUCCAAGGUAGCACACAAACAACAUACCUUACACGGAACAAGAUCCCACAACAAACAGGUGCCAACAAGCUGCCUAAGUAUGGUCCCCAAUCAGAGACAACGAGCUACAGCUGCCUCUGAUUGGGAACCACCCUGGCCAACAUCGAUCUAAACGAUCUAGAACUAAACAUAGAAAAACACAACAUAACACGGAAUAUACACACCCUGACUCAACAAAUAAACGUCCCCUGAGUCAGGGCGUGACAGUACCCCCCCCCCCCCCCCCAAAGGUGCGGACUCCGACCGCGCCAUAUAAACAUAACAGGGUAGGGGCCGGGUGGGCAUUCCGCCUCGGAGGCGGAUCCGGCUCCGGGCGUGACCACCACUUUCUCUCCACCUCCCUGUUGCGCCCCUGGUCUGGUCUGGCACCGCUGACUGGAGCUGGACCCGACAACGGUGGAUCGAACUGUACAGGCUCCGGACUGGAGCCGCUGACCGGAGCUGGACUGGGCACCGGUGGAGCGGACUUCUCUGGCUCCGGAGUGGAGCGGCUGACCGGAGCUGGACUGGAUCCCGGUGGAGCGGAUUGCUCCGGAGUGGAUCCGCUGACUGGAGUUGGACCGGACCCCGGUGGAGCGGAUUGCUCUGGCUCCGGAGUGGAAAAAAGGCACGGGCCGUGCCAGACUGGACACAUGCACCACUGGCUUGGUGCGGGGAGCAGGAACGGGCCGGACCGGGCUGACGACGCGCACCACUGGCCUGGUGCGGGGAGCAGGAACGGGCCGGACCGGGCUGACGAUGCGCACCACUGGCUUGGUGCGGGGAGCAGGAACGGGCCGGACCGGGCUGACGACGCGCACCACUGGCUUGGUGCGGGGAGCAGGAACGGGCCGGACCGGACUGACGACGCGCACCACUGGCUUGGUGCGGGAAACAGGAACGGGCCGGACCGGGCUGACGACGCGCACCACUGGCUUGGUGCGGGGAGCAGGAACGGGCCGGACCGGGCUGACGACGCGCACCACUGGCUUGGUGCGAGGGACAGGAACAGGCCGGGCAGGACUGGGAACACGCACCACUGGCUUGGUGCGGGGAGCAGGAACGGGCCAGGCCGGACUGGGAACACGCACCACUGGCUUGGUGCGGGGAGCCGGAACGGGCCGGGCCGGACUGUGGAGGCGGACUGGAGGUCUGGAGCGGAGAGCUGACACAACCCGUCCUGGCUGAAUGCCUACUUCCACACAAUAUGUGUGAGGCAUCAGCACAGGACGUACAGGACUGUGCACUCGUACUGGCGAUACAGCACGUAGCCCCGGCGCAGGAUAUACGGGACCGAGGAGGCGUACUGGAGACCACGAGCGUUGAGCCGGCACACCCCGUCCUGGCUGAAUGCCCAUCUUCGCACGACACGUGCGUGGUGCUAGCACAGGACGUACAGGACUGUGCCGGAACACUCGCAGCACAGUACGUGGCUCCGCAUAACACGGAGCCUGCCCAGUCACACGCUUCCUAGCAUGAGUACAGGGAGUUGGCUCUGCUCUAACACUAGGCUCCGCCAACCACCCUUUUAGCCCCCCCCAACAUUUUCUUGGGGCUGUCUCUCGGGCUUCCUCCUCGGCCGGCACCUUCUGCGUUGCCGCUGCUCCUCUCUAUAGCGCGCCUCCACAGUCUCCUCCCAAGGACGGCGAUCCAUUCCGGCCUGAAUCUCCUCCCAAGUCCAGGAUCCCUUCCCGUCCAGGAUCUCCUCCCAGGUCCAGGCUGUCUGUUCCUGGACACGCUGCUUGGUCCUCAUUUGGUGGGAUCUUCUGUCACGAUCGUUCAUUAACGAGAAGGACCAAGGCGCAGCGUGAUAUGUAUUCAUAUUUAUUCACGUACUGAACACACCACAAAACAAUAAACGAAACGUGAAGUCCAAGGUAGCACACAAACAACAUACCUUACACGGAACAAGAUCCCACAACAAACAGGUGCCAACAAGCUGCCUAAGUAUGGUCCCCAAUCAGAGACAACGAGCUACAGCUGCCUCUGAUUGGGAACCACCCUGGCCAACAUAGAUCUAAACGAUCUAGAACUAAACAUAGAAAAACACAACAUAACACGGAAUAUACACACCCUGACUCAACAAAUAAACGUCCCCUGAGUCAGGGCGUGACACAGUAUUCCUUUAGAUAAUAUAUUGUGGAUGUUCUUAGUACAUUCAGCAAAGUUGUAACCUGAGAGGACGUGCUGAUUUCUUUCACGCAACCUCCAGAAGCCCUCCAAAAGCAUUGAUGACCUGUCAUCCUGGCCUUCUCGCUCCCUGCCUCAGAUAAAAGGAACUUUUGGAUGAAAAUUAAACAGAGUAUUUUUUUCUUUCAACCGGAGAGCAGGUGCAGAAUCAAUAUGGCCUAUGUAAUAAGAGCUGGCCCUGCUGUUCAAACAGAGUGGUGAUAAGACAGUCUCUUCAUUGUUUCAAAGUAAUUAUACAGGCUGGAAACUGUCCCAGGUAACUUACAAUGGGGAAAUGAGCUGAGGGACUGACACUGGUUGUCAGGUCAGGAACUAUCUGCACAGUGUGAUAGUGCCUAUUGAUAGCCACAUCUGCCUGUGUCAAACAUCAUUACUUUUGCAUAGAGGGAAAACACAAUGUGAGGCAGCGGCCUUAUGUAAGUGGUGGCAGAAUGUGUAUCUAUGUUGGAAAUGAUGCAUGUGAUAAUGGCACUCUGCUGUCUAAGAGACAUUGAAACACCCAUAGUGACAGCCAUGGUGUGUGUGUGUGUGUGUGUGUGUGUGUGUGUGUGUGUGUGUGUGUGUGUGUGUGUGUGUGUGUGUGUGUGUGUGUGUCCUGGCAGCGGAGAGGUACGAGCCCUGCAGGAACCCUGGCGCCCCGUCCACCAGCGUGCAGAGCUUAGAGAAGGCUUUCUACCAGGCCGGGGAGACCCUGAGCUUCACCUGUCAUACCGGCUAUGAGAUGCAGGGGGAGCCCACCAUCCGCUGUGUCCCUGGACACCCGUCACAGUGGAGCGGCACACCACCCGCCUGUAGCGGUACAUUGUCUGCUUUCAUAGCACACAUAUGCCUCAACUUAGAAUAACUUAUGAUGGCCAGUUCUAUGAUGUGUAAAAAUAUCAGGGUACUCAUGAUUUUUUAUUUUUUUUCCCGGCAGCCUCUUCUCAGUAUUUGAACGAGCGCAAGUUGGAUGGUAAGUAUAUCAGCUAGUUGUAACCACAGUGUGAAGUAUGGUGAUGCCAAUAGAAGAUAUAUUUAUGCUGUACUUGUUUUUCGGUCAUUUCUAGUUAUGCAUAUUCUAUGUUUUUAUUCAGUUGCUAGUCCUGGCUACAGUAUGGAAGGAACCAACAUUGUCAUUGCUGUUCUGAUUCCUGCUGCGGUUGUAUUGGUAGUCAUCCUAGGGAUUUAUCUCUACUUUGCAAAGUGAGUAUGAGAAUGAAAGAAGGGGAAGUAACUGCAUAACACCCAUCAAUUGCUAACAUGUGUAAUUCAGUUGAAGGCCUCAGAGCAGUCUAGAGGCUCUGUUCAAUAGAGUGUCUUUGUGUCUCGUUGUCCCUCAGACUUCAGGGGAAGACCAUCAGAAUGCCAACAUCAUCCUUGCCGCCGUAUGACAACAUGACAGAGGAGUCUGCCUUUAAUAACCCAAUCUAUGAGACAGGAGUAAGUAUGGAUGUCAUGCACAUGAAUCUCCGAGACGUGGACUCCCAGAACACCAUAGUCCUGUCCUGA
Molecule: messenger RNA, 8863 nt
Organism: Coregonus sp. 'balchen'
Lineage: Eukaryota; Metazoa; Chordata; Actinopteri; Salmoniformes; Salmonidae
Source: the annotation of a GenBank genome assembly